AUGCAUAUUCGAGAAUCCUGCGUGGAUGAAUCUGAGCCUCUUCGAUCAGUAUUAACACCUGAUUCAGGGGGAUCACGACGUAAACCAGAUUAUGCUCGACGAUGCCUUUUGGUUUUAUUAAUAAAUGCUAUCUUCAUACUCGCAAUAUUCCUCGCAUUCCUGAUAGGGCAAUGGAUUUCAGAUGAAAACGCUCGUCGACGAGCAGAAAAUAAGCCGCUUGUCUUUGACUUGGGGAGCAUUUGGACAUCUGAUUCGCACAUAAUACUUUCAAAUAACUUAACAAAUACUAACAGGAAAUUAGUUAUACCUAAUAUUAUUUCUGAUGCAACGACUUCUUCUCGUGGACUCAUAAGAGAGAAGAUCAUUCCGUUACAAAGAAUAACAAAGCCAUUCUCACUAUUAGAUGUCUAUCCUCCAUCCUCUGAACCUUAUGACUUUCUUGAAGAGCUACAUUCAACUCACUCAGAAGAAGGAAAAGAUUCCCUUUUAAUACCUUUACCUCUUCACAUCCUUCCAACUCAUUACAAUCUCAGACUGGACAUUUCCAAAUUUGCCUUUGACCGUCUCAUAGAAGCCAAUCUCACAAUAACAUUAGAGUCAUUUGGGAAUGCUACAUAUGAUGAGAUCAUUUUCCACAUAGGACCUAAAAUUCAGAUUCAAAACUUGAAAUUUAGAGGGAAAAACGGAAAGAGGGUAUCGGUUAAGAGUGUCAAAAGGGAGAACAAUAAGAAAAUAGCUCGCCUACUGUUGCGGGAAAGAAUUCCAAACGGACAAUAUUUCUUGGAAAUCAAAUACUCGACGAAGAUUUGUGAAAACUCAGAUGAAGAUAUUGAUGGGGUUCGCUGUUUUCUGGACGCUAAAGAGACCAAUCAAACAGAAGUUCUGUCGUUCACAACCAAGUUUGAACCAGCUUUAGCCAGAUCAUUCAUUCCUUCCUGGGAUGAGCCGGGAAUCAAAGCUACUUUCAAUGUUUCUGUUACUCAUGAAGCAAAAUAUACAGUUUUGUCCAAUAUGCCACCAUCAGACUCUUCAAUUCGCAAGUCGGAAGGAGCACUCCCUAGUGAUAUUGUAACGACGACAUUCCUGGAGACACCACCCAUGUCAAUCUAUCUGCUCGCUUUUGCCGUUGGGAUAUUCCAACCAUUUGAAAUGAGAACAGAUCGAAACAUUCCUGUUACCAUCUGGACACACGCAGACGAUUUUCUUUCUGCUCGUUUUGCUGCCAAUUUCUCUCCUCUCAUUUUUGAUAAACACGAAGAAGAGCUAGAAGUUCCCUACCCGAUACCUAAGAUGGAUUUCGUAGCUGCUCGCUCAUUCCCUGUCGGAGGAAUGGAAAACUGGGGUUUAGUCAUAUUUGAUUAUCAAUCACUUCUCCUAGAUCAAGUGCUAGAGGAACACAUAAACAUGACUGUAGACCGUUUAUAUGAAGAAUACAAAAUAGAGAAAAUAAUCACACAUGAGAUCUCCCAUCAAUGGUUUGGUAAUCUUGUGACCAUGGCUGAUUGGAAUGAACUUUGGCUCAAUGAAGGCUUUGCAACUUAUUUCGUUUAUGAUUUAUUGGAUGAAGAUCAUCCACGCUUGACUGAAAAUGAAUAUUUCACGAAGCUGACGCGUUUAGUACGUAAACAGUCUGGAAUGGAGAAAAAAGCUUUAAUCCAGAACAUUCAAACCGAGAAACAAGUAGAGAAAUCAUUCCAUUCAACUCAUUUGUAUGCUAAAGGGAGUGUCAUCGUUAAAAUGAUCAAAGACCUGGUAUCUGAUUAUGACUUUCGGAGUGGAGUUCGCAGAUAUUUGCGGAGGAAUGCUUUUCGAGCUGUCUCCCGUGACGAUUUGUGGGCUUCCCUACCAGCUUAUGCUGAUCAUGGUGCGGAAAAUGAACGAUUGUCUGAUGUCAUGGAAAGUUGGCUUGUGAACGAGGGAUUACCAGUCGUCAUUAUAACGAGGACUUACGAGAGCGAUACAAUUCGUGUUUCUCAACAACAAUCUCGAGAGCAAGAUUUCAAGGUUUUCUUGAAUAGCAAAGAUAUGAGAAACUCUUGGAAUCAUUUUCGUGCUAAGAGAUCAGCACCUCAGGAAUCGUUUGAUGAGAACCUCUUCGAUGACAUACCCGAAAAAUGGUUAGACAAAAUAAAGAAAAGGAAAGAAAACAAAAAAAGGAAAAAGCGUAUUCGGCAGCAGUUCCAAAGAAAUCAUGUGAAAUGGUCUAACUCAAUGGUAGAGAUUCAUCGAGAUGAUCUACGAAAAGCUCGAAAAGUUUCGGAACCGAACGAUUUGUGGUCCAUUCCAUUCAGCUAUAUGUUUGGUUCGAUGAAAAGCACUGAGGGACAGGUUGUUCGCCAGUUUUGGCUCAAGAAUCGAACUCUGUCAUUUACGGAUGUGGAGCUGUCUCCUAGCCAAGCAUUGUUGGCUAACCCUGAAUGGUCUUACCCUUAUAGAGUCAAUUAUGAUUUUACAAAUUGGAAAAUGUUAGCAAGACUGCUUCAUGAAAACCACCACGAAAUUCCUGUAAAAUCACGAAUGCAAUUGAUUGUUGAUGCAGAAACGUUCCUUCUAUAUUCCGAGUUACCUCAUCUGUACUUCUAUCUUCUAAGUUAUCUAUCUGACGAAACAGACCUGGGUGUUGCCUUGAUAGGACUGGACGCGAUACAUCGUUCGGUUGAUAUCUGGAGAGGAUCAUCGAUGAGCAAUUCUCUGUUACUCUAUAUCACGCCAGUUAUCAAUCAGUUUGAUCUACUGUUAUCGGAGAGUCAAGCAGAUGCUGAGUUGGCAGCAUUAUGGUUGAUAGAGCCAACCAGGCUAUCCAAAUUAUAUCAAUUACGAUGUGUUUGCAAUCUGGAAUCGUGUCAACAGGAUGUUCAGGCUCAAAAAUGGCUUUUGUACCCAACUUCAUCACAAGAAGACGUUCAUAAACAAGUUACCGCUGUUUGUCACUUCUUACACAUCAACAAAGCGGAACAACAGAUUGCUUUAUUGGAAGCCUUGUUGAAAACAAGAGGAACGCAAUGGUCAACGGCCGUCCAGCUUGCAGCAUGUGCCCGAGAUGAAAAAAUGGCUCGUUUAGCAGCAAAACAAAUAGUGUCAACAAGAAAUGCUGCGGUCUAUGCUCUGAGUUUACAGUCUGACUUCAGUCUUCAUUACAAUAUGAAAUUUCGAUCAGCCUUAUGGAAUCAGAUUGCUCAGUUAAAUAUAUCUGAAAGAGAGUUGCUAUUCUCAAAUGAUCUGAAUCUAUCAGGGCCAGCCAGUAAGAUUCUCAUUCAUUCAGUAAGAACAUUGGAUGAACUACGCCAGGUUCGAUCGUUGAUUCCCGAAUGGAAAGGAGGAAUCAGUAAACACUUGGAAUAUGUAGAGCUUCAAUUACAAUGGAUGGACCGUCUUUCGAACGGAAUCUUGAGUGAUUUCUUUAACGGAGGAUCAAUGCUUUAG
Messenger RNA from Auanema sp. JU1783, 3423 nucleotides. The record is from the annotation of a GenBank genome assembly. Lineage: Eukaryota; Metazoa; Nematoda; Chromadorea; Rhabditida; Rhabditidae.